Prosopis cineraria is the source of this 1787-nucleotide messenger RNA. RefSeq names its product protein NRT1/ PTR FAMILY 1.1-like. NCBI's taxonomy places the organism in Eukaryota, Viridiplantae, Streptophyta, Magnoliopsida, Fabales, Fabaceae. The transcript is spliced from 4 exons. Gene Ontology annotation, cellular component: plasma membrane. Gene Ontology annotation, molecular function: transmembrane transporter activity. Bases 33 to 1787 code for a protein of 584 amino acids. Gene Ontology annotation, biological process: transmembrane transport. The record is from RefSeq and is a predicted model, not a curated record.
UCAAGAGUCAAAAUCCUCACAGAGAAACGUCAAUGGAGGAGCAAAACGAAGCCAAGAACCUCCUCCAGAUUAGCACCACCAAGAAGGGUGGUCUCAUAACCAUGCCCUUUAUCAUAGCAAACGAGGCAUUAGAGAAAGUGGCAAAUGUUGGUCUGCAUGUGAACAUGAUCAUUUACCUGAUGCAAGAGUAUCACUAUGAUACUGCAGGUGCUGCUGUAAUAAUGAGCCUUUGGAAUGCCGUCUCUCAUUUCAUGACCAUCUUUGGUGCUUUCCUUUCUGAUUCAUACCUUGGACGAUUUCGAGUUAUUUCAUUCGCCAUCAUCUUCCAGCUACUUGGAUUAAUUGUGCUGUGGCUCACUGCAAUUAUUCACAAUGCAAGGCCACCAAAAUGCAAUUUCUAUCUAGAAGCAGCUUGUGCAUCUCCAAGUGCUGGGCAAGUUUUGUUUCUUGUUUCAUCACUUGUUCUCAUGACCGUUGGAGCUGGUGGAAUCAGGCCUUGCUCUUUAGCCUUUGCUGCAGAUCAAAUCAGCAACCCAGAAAACCCAAGAAACAAGAGCAUCAUGAAGAGCUUCUUCAAUUGGUACUAUGUUUCUGUUGGGGUUUCUCUUGGCUUUUCAGUGACAUUCAUAGUCUACAUACAGAUCAAAACGGGGUGGAUUAAGGGCUUUGGGAUUACAGUGGGCCUCAUGUUAAUCUCCUGUGUCAUGUUCUUCUUGGGCUCUCCCCUAUAUAUCAAGCCCAAACCAAACAAGAACUUGUGCUUCGGCUUGGCCCAAGUUGCUGCAGCAGCCUGGAAAAACCGACACCUAACUCUCCCUCCCAAGGGUUUUGGAAAUUGGUAUUCCAAGGACGGUGCUAAACUUGUUGAACCUACAGACAAACUAAGGUUCUUGAACAAGGCGUGCAUGAUCAGGAACAAAGCAAGCGACUUGGACUCUAAUGGUAUGCCAAUGAAUCCAUGGAGUUUAUGUACAGUGAGGCAAGUAGAAGAGCUUAAAGCACUGAUCAAAGUGAUGCCUAUUUGGUCAACUGGCUUCUUGGUUGCAGCCGGCCUGAACCAACUUGCAUUUCUUGUGGCUCAAGCAACCACAAUGGACAGACACCUUCUGUUCCACUUUGAAGUCCCAGCAACUAACUUUAUUGUGUUUACAAUACUCUCAAUGACCAUAUGGAUAGCCAUCUACGACCGUGUUCUUGUACCUUUAAUCUCAAAAUCAAAAUGCACCAGAAUAAGAGGAGGAUUCACAUUGAAGCAAAGAAUAGGAAUUGGUAUAGUACUAACAAUUUUAGCCCAUACAACAGGAGCAGAAGUUGAGAGAAGAAGAAGAAGCCUUGCCAUUAGAGAAGGUUUAGUGAGAAAUCCCAAAGGAAUAGUGAGUAUGUCUGCUUGGUGGCUAGUGCCUCAGUUUUGCCUGACUGGUUUAGCUGAGGCUUUCAAUGCUAUUGGACAGAUAGAGUUCUAUUACACUCAGUUUCCAAAGAGUAUGUCUAGCAUUGCUGUGGCAUUUUUUGCUGUUGGCAUGGGUGUUGGAAAUGUAUUGGCUGGUCUCAUUGUGACAAUUGUGAAGGAAGUAACACAGAGAGGAGGAACACAGAGCUGGCUUGCUCGGAAUCCCAAUAAUGGUCACUAUGAUUACUUUUAUUGGUUAUUUGCCAUUCUAAAUGUCGUUAAUCUGCUAUACUUCUUUCUGUGUAGUUGGGCUUAUGGGAGUACUCAAGACAUAGAAAUUUGGGAUGAGGAAGAUGACACAAAAGUAAAAUCAACAGAAGAUAUUGAUGCUACCUGA